Phycomyces blakesleeanus NRRL 1555(-) is the source of this 513-nucleotide messenger RNA. RefSeq lists its product as hypothetical. The transcript has 5 exons. The coding region runs from base 1 to 513 and encodes 170 amino acids. The record is from RefSeq and is a predicted model, not a curated record. NCBI's taxonomy places the organism in Eukaryota, Fungi, Mucoromycota, Mucoromycetes, Mucorales, Phycomycetaceae.
AUGAUUGGGUACCCUAGGAAAGUCAUCAGUGGCGCCAGACGUCUUUCCCCUUUGUACCAGUAUAUUCGCAUCAAGUUUGAACGAACUUUCCUUUUAGAAGUUGAUAUCACAAUGCGUUUUGAGUGCCGUCUUUCUGCACGGAUUCCAGUGCCUUAUUCUAUGGACCUAACUUUAACGAGAGUACAUAAUGCAUGCUACAUCAUAAUGGUGCAUUUGAACGCAAAAGAGCCUGAGGAGUAUUUGAAUCGUGUGGCAUUCUUCAAUAUUGUCUGGAUCUUGGUCGCAAGUAUUGCAUACAAGUACUCACAUACAUUUGCAGAUAAGAUGGUAUUGGUAUUGGUAUUUGAUUCAAGAAUAGAGCUGAGUCAAAUAUAUAAGAUUUGUAUAUUUAGUUUUUUGUAUUCACAUCAAGUAUUCGUGUUCCUUUUGGUAAUAUUGGCACUGUUGUUAUGUUUUCUCUUUUGGUUUGCUCAAGGAACAAAUGCACUCCUGACACUCAAGGCACAAUUAUAG